AUGCUCGAUGAUUCGCCCCAGCGCUUCUGGAUUGUCGUCUGUUCAUGCGCGCAUGGAUUCCUCUGCGGGCCCACUACAUUACACAUUCCUCCUCCGCCUGGCCACUGUAGCCACUCCGCUAGCAUCGGUGCGGCGAUGGAGGAGGAGCAGGAGGAGGAGGAAGUGGCGGUGCCGGGAUACGUGCGCGACGUUGAGGAAUUGUUGCGCGACUAUGUGAAGCGCGGUGAUCCGUCGCUGGCGGCGUUCAAAGCCGUGUGGCGAGCGCGCCGCUUCUCCUUUGUUCAUGACGCGUGCCCCAAAGACAUCGACCCGCGCCGCUUCCUGCAGCUGCUCUACGGGACGGCUUUAGGGUUCUUGCAGGCUGUGCCUUCCGGCUUCCAUGCCUCCUCCACCCAUCGCACCCCUGACGCCGCUGCACCCGGUACUGCCCCUGCUGCUCCUUCUGCCGCUCCUGCUGAUAGUGGCGCUGCGGGCGGAGAUGCAGCGCGUGAAGCAGCAGGGGCUGUGCCACAUACCGAAGGGCAAGGAGCGAGGGAGGGGGGUGCGGGGGAGGGGGGGGGCAGAGGGGAGGAGGAGGACAGAAGGGAGGAGCGGGAGAGAGGGGAGGACAGGGAGAGAGGGGAGGACAGGGAGAGGGGGGAGGAGGGUCGUGUGUUCGUGGGGGGACGCCUGCUGGCAGCAGCAGGGGCAGUGUUUAUUCUCUACUGCCUCUUCCACUCGCAGCGCAGUGCGCCCUAUCCGCCCACCCUCAUCUACCUGCCCCUUGAGGCACCCCAUCACAAGACAUGGGACGCCGUUGCUGCUCUGCAAGCUCUCUUCUUUGGUCCACUCUUUUCCCGUCCCUCUGCUCCUCCCCCUGCCUCCUGCUCCUCCUCCCCUAUUACUCCCGCUCCUCUCACGUCUGCGUUUGUGGUGGGGGCGGUGCCGCUGCCGCAGCAGCUGCAGGCGGGCUUGCAGCAGAGGGCAGGGCAGGCGAGAAGGCUGGUGGAGCAGCAGUUGCGAGUGAUGAAACGGAAGUUAUUUGCCCAUCUUCCCAUCGAACGCCACAUCCAGACUGAUGCUGCAGAGGCACUGGAUGUGGAGCAGGCCGAUGCAGCAUGCUGGCUCUAUGACAACUCCCUCCAGCGACUCAAAGCAUGUGGGUUGCUCACAGAGGGUGCAUCCUUUGCUCAGGAAGGCGAGCUGGCAGCCGUCUUUUCAGCCUACCGCGCAGCCAGAGAGGCAGCCAUGGGAGCAUUGGAGGAGAGGGGGAAAUAG
Molecule: messenger RNA, 1257 nt
Organism: Closterium sp. Naga37s-1
Lineage: Eukaryota; Viridiplantae; Streptophyta; Zygnematophyceae; Desmidiales; Closteriaceae
Source: the annotation of a GenBank genome assembly